AUGAUGAAUAGUUUGGUCACAAGGGUUAGAAAGACCAACAAUCUUACAAUUGUUAAGGAAUAUGAUAUUCCAUAUGAAUUGACAAAAACAACCAGAGGGAAGAAGUUUUUGUUUUACGAUUCUGGAAUACAUGAUGAGAACAGAAUUGUUGUAUUUACAACUAAUGAAAAUAUUUUGCAUCUCAUCAAUUGCAAAAUAAUGAUUUGUGAUGGCACUUUCAGAUCUGCUCCUAAAAACUUUGAACAAAUUUUUACCUUACAGUGUAAUGUUAGAAAUAAAAAUUUGCCUCUUUUGUAUUGUUUUAUGAAAACAAAAAAUGAAUAUUCUUAUAAUAAGCUUUUUGAAUGGUUAAGUAAAGAAAUAAAAGAAGAAGUAAUAAAAGAGAAGAAUAUUAUUUUGGACUUUGAAAGAGCUAGUAUGAAUGCUCUUAAAAAGUUUUUUACAAGUUCUAAAC
Messenger RNA from Vairimorpha ceranae, 454 nucleotides. RefSeq lists its product as hypothetical. The record is from RefSeq and is a predicted model, not a curated record. Lineage: Eukaryota; Fungi; Microsporidia; Nosematidae. The transcript has a single exon. The annotation marks the transcript as partial.